UUGUUGUAAUAAGGACAUGCGAGACCGGAGAACAGAAAAGCUGAUUCCCAGGACCUUUUCUUCAAAAUAUGAUCUUUUCUCACCGUUAAGUUAAUAAUCGACAUCUCCCCCGCCAAAGCCUUCUUAUAUUUGUUGUAUAUCUUUCAUUUUCCAUCUUUCUUCUCUCUUAUAUAUCGUUACUACUGGCGUUUCGUGGACUUGAAGUCCUUGGGUUUUGUCUUUAGAUAUCUGCGGCUUCUGCUCCAUGAGCAGAUUCUGCUUGUUAUCAACCUGAUCGGAUUGGGGGCACUACCCUUAUAUUUCGGAAUUGUGGAUGAGAACUCUGAAACUGCGAUUUUCUUCAUACUUGGAUUGAAGUUUGAGCCCUUGAUUGGAUAUAAUUUGCUGUAUAUACAAAUACCCACAGUUUUUUUCCGGAUUACAUAGAUUUGCGAAGCUUCCCUUUGUGGUUCUGGAGAAUGGGCUGUUUCUCGUGUUUCGAUUCGAAGGAGGAUGAGCAGCUCAAUCCUCGGCAAGAAAUUGAUGAUCUUAAGCAAGGCCAUCCAGCUGCUUCCUCUCACAUUUCCAGAUUGCCCUCUGGAGCGGACAAGCUUCGCUCAAGGAGUAGUAAUGGAGGAUCCAAAAGGGAACUUCCCGCUCCUAAGGAUGGGCCUGGCGUCCAAAUUGCUGCCCAGACUUUCACUUUCCGUGAGCUUGCAGCUGCAACUAAAAAUUUUAGGCCAGAAUCCUUUAUAGGGGAAGGUGGCUUUGGAAGAGUGUACAAAGGGCGUCUAGAAAGCACGGGUCAGGUUGUUGCUGUUAAACAGUUAGAUAGAAAUGGCCUCCAGGGUAAUCGCGAAUUCCUAGUGGAGGUUCUCAUGCUUAGUCUUCUACACCAUCCUAACCUUGUCAAUCUUAUUGGUUACUGUGCUGAUGGGGACCAACGUCUCCUUGUUUAUGAAUUUAUGCCAUUGGGAUCAUUGGAAGACCACCUUCAUGAUCUUCCCCCUGACAAGGAACCGCUAGAUUGGAACACUAGGAUGAAAAUAGCAGCUGGUGCGGCGAAAGGAUUGGAAUACUUGCAUGACAAGGCAAAUCCCCCAGUUAUAUAUCGGGACUUCAAGUCAUCUAAUAUAUUACUAGAUGAAGGAUUUCAUCCGAAGCUUUCUGAUUUUGGUCUUGCAAAGCUUGGUCCAGUUGGGGAUAAGUCACACGUUUCCACCAGAGUCAUGGGAACCUAUGGUUACUGUGCUCCUGAGUAUGCCAUGACUGGGCAACUGACUGUGAAAUCUGAUGUCUAUAGUUUCGGGGUAGUCUUCUUGGAGUUGAUUACAGGCCGGAAAGCCAUUGACAGUACCCGACCUCAUGGAGAACAGAACCUUGUUACCUGGGCACGUCCACUGUUCAAUGACCGUAGGAAGUUUUCAAAGUUGGCAGAUCCUCGGCUUCAGGGACGGUAUCCCAUGCGGGGUCUGUACCAGGCAUUAGCUGUGGCAUCAAUGUGCAUCCAAGAACAGGCUGCCACAAGGCCCCUGAUCGGAGAUGUGGUCACGGCUCUAUCAUAUCUGGCCAACCAGGCAUAUGACCCUAAUGCAUCUGGUCAUGGUCACAGGGGUUUGGGUGAUGAUAAAAGGAGCAGAGACGAAAGAAGCGGAAGGAUAUCCAGAAAUGAGGAAGGUGGAGGAUCCGGGCGCAGAUGGGACCUCGAAGGAUCUGAGAAAGAGGACUCCCCGCGAGAAACUGCGAGAAUGUUAAACCGGGAUCUAGAUAGAGAACGUGCAGUGGCAGAGGCCAAGAUGUGGGGAGAAAACUGGAGAGAAAAAAGACGGCAAAAUGGGCAGGCCAAUUUUGAUGCUUCCAAUGCAUAGUGCUAUUAGGCGUGAUUUUCAUGUGCCACCAUCCUCAUACAUAUUAGCUGCUUAAUUUGCUUGCUUCUCAGUUCUCAACUUCUCACCAUGCAAGGUGAGGAAUUUAUUGAGAGCUGAUUCUUCUUUUAAGCUGCUCUACAUAAACCUGGCUACCCUGUUGGAUACUGCUGCCUCUGCCUCGGUUCUACUGUGUUUAGAAUCUUUGUCCAAUGGCCAUUUCCUGCCGUGGCCUUCACGUGAUGAGAUUUGUUGACACAAACUUUUAUGCAUUUUCAUUGGCCCUCCUGUAGAAGAGCAUGAGCAUGUUGGAGAGUGUACAUUACUUUGUUAGCGAAAAACUGUUAAGGAGUUCCUCCUGAGACAUUUCAUAAAAUCAGAACAAUACACAAAAGAUUAGCACGUCUUUGUGCAAUGACAUGCGCAAAUCAAGAAAAGUUACUUCCCGGUCC
Messenger RNA from Neltuma alba, 2296 nucleotides. Its product is annotated as serine/threonine-protein kinase PBS1. Bases 459 to 1847 code for a protein of 462 amino acids. The record is from RefSeq and is a predicted model, not a curated record. Gene Ontology annotation, molecular function: protein kinase activity; ATP binding. The transcript is spliced from 5 exons. Lineage: Eukaryota; Viridiplantae; Streptophyta; Magnoliopsida; Fabales; Fabaceae. Gene Ontology annotation, biological process: protein phosphorylation.